This is a messenger RNA of Clonostachys rhizophaga, 2097 nucleotides long. Lineage: Eukaryota; Fungi; Ascomycota; Sordariomycetes; Hypocreales; Bionectriaceae. The record is from the annotation of a GenBank genome assembly.
AUGCCCAGUGGUCAAGAGGAGGUAACCCUACAAGAUAUCCAGAGAUCCUGCGCAAAUCCUAAGAAAGGGUACCAAAAGGUCCGGGAUUGUUGCAAAAAGGCCCUAUUGGAUGGCUUCAAAUAUGCCUGGAUCGACACCUGCUGCAUCGACAAAACGAGUAGUGCCGAGCUGUCAGAGGCCAUCAACUCAAUGUACACUUGGUAUGAAGAAGCCAAGGUAUGCUAUGCGUAUCUAGCCGACGUAUCAUCACCGGAGGAAAUAACAGAGAGUAAAUGGUUCACGAGGGGGUGGACUCUUCAAGAACUCAUUGCGCCGUUAGUCGUCAUAUUCCUGGAUCAGAACUGGAGAGAGCUGGGCAACAAAGACGGACUGCGCAAGGUAUUAUCAAAUCGUACAGGAAUCCCCGAGGAGCUUCUGUGCGGAAACACAGGCGUGGAUCUCUCUAAGUACAGUGUCGCCCAAAAUAUGUCCUUGGCAGCAUCGCGGACGACAACGAGGGUCGAGGAUCGCGCCUACUCGCUUCUCGGCAUCUUUGGAAUCUACAUGUCCCCGAUCUAUGGCGAAGGAGAAAACGCUUUCAUAAGUCUUCAGGAAGAGAUAAUUAGAGUAUCAGAUGACCGCAGUCUCUUUGCGUGGUCAUCUUCGGGCAAUGAUGGGAGCCUCCUAGCCAGGUCGCCAGAUGCGUUCAGAGACUCUGGCCACAUUGUUCCAUAUCAGUCCGAUGAUGAAGCCUAUGCUAGUCCGUGCAUAAGCAGCAGUGGCAUCCACCUCGAGGCGCGAUUUCUAGGAACGUGGGAUGGAACGGGUAUUGGCAUGGCGCUCCUGAACUGUCGGUACCCGAGAAAGGAGAAUGAAUCCAUUGCUACUUAUGUCAAGGAUCUCGACCUGAAGAUGGAACGAUUCCAACGAAUAUUAAGUUCAGUACUCGUGGGGGUUGGCAGGAACUCAAUGCUACAGACUCUAGGGUCAGUGAGGAAAAUUUGCAUCCUAAGGCCACUUUCACGAGGAUCGAAUGUUCGCAGAUUCAUCAAGGCUUAUGAUGAAGAUCGUCCCAAUGAACACCGCUCACACUUGGACGGUGGAUCUGGUUUGAUGACUACAUCCCGAAACGGCCUUGUUCAGACAGUCUGGUACUUGCUCACCUUUAGUAGUAUUGAAUCUUGGCUGCGACGCAGAGAAGGCCGCGAGGCAAUCUUCGCAGCAAUACAAGGAGGCAACGAAAUGAUUAUAAGAAUGCUAUUACAUCGCAGUGGCAUCCGGGCUCACGAGAUGGAAGAAGAGAAGGAAAGUCCGACGGCUUUCUUACUGGCAGCGCUUCUUCUGGAGAGGCGCUUCAGACCUGAUCCUUCCUUGACUCAUCUCUGGAAAUCCACAUCAGCUCUAUCCUUCGCGGCUGCCGACGGGUUGGAGAGCAUAGUUGAACUGCUUCUUCAGCAUGGCGCAGCUGUGGAUUGGCCCAACGACAAGUCCCAAACUCCGCUCUGUUUCGCUGCAGAGAAUGGCCAUGAGAAUAUUGUUCGAAUCCUGAUUGAUCAAGGCGCACAACUGGACCCGAUCCUAAAUGAACAGAAGUCACCGCUCUGUUAUGCUUCUGAAGCUGGAUACGAAUCAAUCGUACGGCUUCUCGUUGAGAGGGGAGCCAAUCUCAAUUUCCAAGAUGAGGAAAAGAGGUCCCCUUUACUUUAUGCUAUCCUAGGCAAUCAUGUGCAUAUCGCUAUGAAACUGAUCGAAUACAAUGCCAGUCCCCAUUCUUCAGAUGGUAGGGGAAGAUCGCCUUUAUCGCAUGCAUCUGAAAGCGGACAUUGCAAGCUAGCUGAACUGUUGAUCAGCAAUGGAGCGAAAAUCGAAAGCGAAGACUGCUUCCACAAGACGCCAUUAGCUUAUGCUGCCAAGGAGGUCGAGUUCGAGACUAUCCGGGUCUUGUUGAAACAUGGGGCAGACAUUGAGGCAGUAGACGACGAGUCUGCCAUGUCCCUAGCACUCGAUGAAACUCAUCCGGAUAUCGUGCAAGCCUUCAGCAAUCACAGUGCGGUGCGGCCAAAGGUUGAAACCCAGAUUGUCCGCAAACCAUUACAAGGGGACAAGUCGGAAGCAUAG